CCAUUGCUCAUCGCCACCACGCGCACCAUCAUCGCAUACAGAUCAUAGCGACUGAAUCUUGCCCGUCUACCAUACAACAAACCGACCAUGUCUUUCUCUCUCUUCGGUGGCGGACGCCCGCAGCCCUCAUCCGCGGAAAAGAUCGCAGCAGCAGAAGCCGAGAUUGAGAUGGUAUCCAACAUGUUCAACCAAUUAGUCGACACAUGCACAAAGAAGUGCAUUCCCAACCAGUACCGCGAAGGCGAACUCAACAAGGGCGAAUCCGUCUGCCUCGACCGCUGCGUAUCAAAGUUCUUCGAGGUCAACAUCAAAGUGUCGGAGAAGAUGCAAGGAGAGGCGGCACAAAGGCAGGGAGGUUCGGGAAUCUUCAAUUGAUCCGUGGCCGAGAUGAGGAGACGGAAAAGAGCAGCAGGGAGGCUUGAUGCAUUGUGAUCUGCUUGGCUGGACGGUGGAUCAGGGCGCCGGGGCGGUCUGUCCCGGCAACGACACAAGCUACGGCGGCAGCGUGUACGAUAAGACAGAGUAUGGGCACAGGCAGCGUCGCAUCAGGAGAACUGGAAAACCCCGGGGAGUGUACAUACACGCUCAUGAU
Zymoseptoria tritici IPO323 is the source of this 592-nucleotide messenger RNA. RefSeq lists its product as uncharacterized. Lineage: Eukaryota; Fungi; Ascomycota; Dothideomycetes; Mycosphaerellales; Mycosphaerellaceae. Bases 88 to 375 code for a protein of 95 amino acids. Gene Ontology annotation, cellular component: mitochondrial inner membrane. Gene Ontology annotation, biological process: protein insertion into mitochondrial inner membrane. The transcript is spliced from 2 exons. The record is from RefSeq and is a predicted model, not a curated record.